GGGCGGCGGCGGCGGCGGCGGCGGGGGUCUGCUAGGCUGCGCUCCGGCCGGGGCGGCCGGCUGAACGGGGCGUACCAUGGACUUCAACAUGAAGAAGCUGGCGUCAGACGCGGGCAUCUUCUUCACCCGGGCGGUGCAGUUCACGGAGGAGAAAUUUGGCCAGGCCGAAAAAACUGAGCUUGAUGCCCACUUUGAAAAUCUUCUGGCCCGGGCGGACAGCACCAAGAACUGGACAGAGAAGAUCCUAAGGCAGACAGAGGUGCUGCUGCAGCCCAACCCUAGUGCCCGAGUAGAGGAGUUCCUGUAUGAGAAGCUGGACAGGAAGGUCCCUUCGCGUGUCACCAAUGGGGAGCUGCUGGCUCAGUAUAUGGCAGAGGCAGCCAGCGAGCUGGGGCCGACCACUCCAUACGGGAAGACACUGAUUAAGGUGGCAGAAGCUGAAAAGCGCCUGGGAGCUGCAGAGCGGGACUUUAUCCACACGGCCUCCAUCAACUUCCUCACGCCCUUGCGUAACUUCCUAGAAGGGGACUGGAAGACGAUUUCGAAGGAGAGGCGAGUCCUCCAAAACCGGCGUCUAGACUUGGAUGCCUCCAAAGCACGACUGAAGAAGGCCAAGGCUGCAGAAGCCAAAGCCACGUGUGAGGGAGAUACGGUGCCUGACUUUCAGGAGACUAGACCUCGUAAUUACAUUCUCUCGGCCAGCGCCUCCGCGACUCUGGAUGACACUUCCUGCCCUCCUUCCUGGUCCGAGUGGGAGAAAUACCCUGGAGGGUGGAGACUGCCCUGUUUUUUUCUUUUGCCAUUGAACCCCAGUGUGACUCAGGCACGAGGCUGCCUUUCUCUGCUGAAGAACAGAAAGCUUUGGAAUGAUGAGGUGGACAAGGCUGAACAGGAGCUCCGAGUGGCCCAGACAGAGUUUGACCGGCAGGCAGAAGUUACUCGUCUGCUGCUGGAGGGAAUCAGUAGCACUCAUGUGAACCACCUUCGCUGCCUCCAUGAGUUCGUCGAGUCUCAGACAACUUACUAUGCGCAAUGCUACCGUCACAUGCUGGACUUACAGAAACAGCUGGGCAGCUCCCAGGGAGCCAUAUUUCCAGGCACCUUCAUCGGCACUACAGAGCCUGCCUCCCCACCCCUGAGCAGCACUUCGCCUACCACCACUGCAGCCACUAUGCCUGUGAUGCCCUCUGUGGCUGGCCUGGCCCCUCCAGGAGAGGCUGCUCUCUGCCUAGAGGAGGUGGCCCCACCUGCCAGCGGAACCCGAAAGGCCCGUGUGCUCUAUGAUUACGAGGCAGCGGACAGCAGUGAGCUGGCCCUGCUGGCAGAUGAGCUCAUCACUGUCUACAGCCUGCCCGGCAUGGACCCUGACUGGCUCAUUGGCGAGCGAGGCAACAAGAAGGGCAAGGUUCCUGUAACCUACUUGGAACUGCUCAGCUAAGCAGGCCCCCUCCCAGGCCCCCUGUCCAUCCUAGCCUGGGCAGGACAGGAUGGGUGCAGCCCUGCCACUUACCUUGUCUGUUGGUGACCCAGCUACUCAGGGUGGGGAGACUAACUUCAUCCUGUCCUUGUCCCCGGUCAUCCAGCUGUGAGAGACCCCAAGUGGCUGAAUGAUCCCUGCUCCCCUUGCCCUCUGCCCCAGUCCUACUUCCAACCUAUGGUUUGGAGCCUCCAACCCUGCCUGCAUCCCAAGUACCCAAGCCCUCCCCUCUCCUGCCAAGGAGGGUGGGAACUGGCUGCAGCAGCUGAACUCAGAGGCCUAGGGCCAUGGUGAGGAUAGCCCAGAUGGGCAUGAGGAAGCAGGGGGGUGCACUAUAGGCAAGAAGAGAACACCUGCCUUUUAGUUGCCAAAAGUAGUAAAAGGGGAAAGCAGCAAGGCAUACGGUUUCUGGCAGCCCUUGGGGACUGACUGGGUGCUGUCUCCUCUCUGGAUCCACCUGGAGUGAGAGGAGGCAAGGCUGGCAGGAAAGGCAGGGUUGGGCCAUGGCACAGCAUCUUCCCGGUGCUGCUCUUUCCCUUUCCCCAAUCCCUUACAGCUCAAGCCAAGUAUGGCGGCUGCAGCCUUCACCUCCCCACACACACUUUUUAACUGAUAUUUUUACUUCUGCCUGUCUGCUUGCUCUCUAGCCAAUGACAAAUAAACAACCAUCCUUCGUGUGCAAA
Messenger RNA from Choloepus didactylus (southern two-toed sloth), 2160 nucleotides. It is a transcript of the gene SH3GLB2, whose product is annotated as SH3 domain containing GRB2 like, endophilin B2. Lineage: Eukaryota; Metazoa; Chordata; Mammalia; Pilosa; Megalonychidae. Gene Ontology annotation, cellular component: membrane; cytoplasm. Gene Ontology annotation, molecular function: protein binding. Gene Ontology annotation, biological process: membrane organization. The transcript is spliced from 14 exons. The coding region runs from base 77 to 1438 and encodes 453 amino acids. The record is from RefSeq and is a predicted model, not a curated record.